Stereum hirsutum FP-91666 SS1 is the source of this 1494-nucleotide messenger RNA. Its product is annotated as NAD-P-binding protein. The record is from RefSeq and is a predicted model, not a curated record. Lineage: Eukaryota; Fungi; Basidiomycota; Agaricomycetes; Russulales; Stereaceae. The coding region runs from base 347 to 1375 and encodes 342 amino acids. The transcript is spliced from 5 exons. Gene Ontology annotation, molecular function: oxidoreductase activity.
UAUGAUGUACCCUAGGCUCCAUCUCGACUCCAUCUUGUGUCAAUUUUCCACAAAUGGUUGUUGCAUGAAACAUUUUCCUCAACUUCUUCGCUCUAUUGGCUCCAAAGUUCACAUCCCAAGAUCUUUUGAUCCACCAUCUCUCGAAUCUUCCCUCGUAUAGGAGCCUCGGUCAUCCGUGUCUGAUGAUGUGCCUAUCUGUUGUCAUGACCUCAGCGUCGUGCUCAUCUCAUCGGUCAUACUGCUCAUCCGUCUGUAUAUAAAGGCCUAGAGAACCAUCAGCGACGGGACCACACUUCUUCCUCACUAACACCAGGCUCUACAACCGAAUAUCUGCUCCAAAAGCAUCAUGGCCGAAGAGAAUAUCUCAUACCGCCUUUCCUCCGCCACCGGCCCCUCCGGCAUAACUAAACACACCGCACCAAUCCCUUCCCCCAAAACCCACGAAGUUCUCGUCCGCAUCCACGCCGCGUCUUUGAACUUCAGAGAUUUUGCCGUAGCUCACGGCUUGUAUCCGCUGCCGACGAAGAAAGAGCCGAUUAUGGGGAGCGAUAUGGCGGGAGAGGUGGUAGAGGUGGGCGAGGGUGUUACGCAGUGGAAGGUCGGAGAUAGAGUUACGGCGAAUCUUGAUCAGGGGAAUUUAUACGGGCCUCAGUUGGACUGGAAUGGUGGACUCGGAGCCCCAAUCGACGGCGUCCUCCAGAACUAUCGUACCUUCCUAUCCACCGGCCUCCUCCCCAUCCCAUCUCACCUUUCUUACGAAGAAGCGGCCUGCUUCCCCUGUGCCGGCGUCACAGCGUGGAACGCGCUCUAUGGCGGUAUCCCGUUGAAGCCGGGUCAGACGGUGUUGUUCCAAGGAACGGGAGGAGUGAGUAUCAUGGGAUUGUUAUUUGCGAGCAAGGCCGGUGCGAAGACCAUCAUCACGUCGAGUUCGGACAAGAAGCUAGAGCUUGCGAAGAAGUUGGGGGCUACGUAUACGAUUAACUACAAGACGAACCAAGACUGGGAUAAGGAAGUCCUUAAGCUCACGAAUAACCGCGGCGCGGACCACAUCCUCGACAACGUCGGCAUCAACGAGAUCGAACGCUGCUUCAACUGUGUCGUGCCAGGCGGGUCGAUCAGUUGUAUCGGAUUUUUGGGUGGCGAACAGAAAGCGAGCCCAAAUGUGCCGAUGUUGUCGUUAGUGAAGGGUGCAUAUUUACGCGGGAUCAAUGUCGGAUCGAAACAACUGCACGAAGACAUGCUCAGAUUCACAGAGACGAAUGAGAUCAGACCGCAUAUCGACAAAGUCUUUCCCUUUGAGGAGACGAAGCAGGCUGUGGAGUACUUGGGCAAAGGGCAGCAUUCGGGUAAGAUUGUGAUUCGGGUUGCGCAGUGAGUGAUGAAUAUCGGUUCUGCCGCAAGGCCCGGGGAUUGUACGAGUGAUGGGGACGAGUAAAGUGUACGGUGUAUGUACUCUAUAUCUGGGAAUGAAUCGUUCAAGUUGUGUUUGCUCAA